AUGCAUGUCGGAAACAGGGGAGCACAACAGCUUGUCGCCGCGCCUCUUCCCAUGGCGACAGCGAGCUGCUUUCAUGAGUGUAUAGACACGGAUUUCCUCGUUUCUGCUGUGUAUGAGCUUAGCAAGAAUAACACCCCGAAGGCCAACCAAGCGAUUUGGGCAUCCCCAGCCCUCGUUGCAGUGAAUAAAACCAAGACUGUACCUCCUGCACCGACUAUUCCUUGGCAAAACCGAGCAAAAUCAGCUUUGGACGAUUUGGGAGCGGGUGACCGAAGCCGUGAGGCCCCUGCUGUUCAGGGCUGCAGUCCGUCGGACUGCAGUUCUCGCGCUCCAUCUCCUGCGCAUGCAUCGACAAGAGGGGUGGCAGCAACAGCGAUGGUCGCGUGCUCCAUGGCUGCUCACCCCCUGCAGUGGAGCCCCUUUGCUCCCAAGGGGCGUAGCAGCGAGAUGAUGCUGUGGUCAACAGCUGCUCUGCUCGUAUCCAUCGUUGUUGCUGGCCUUCCGCAAGCUGCUGCCAGCGAACGGAGCCAUCCUCGAAGCCCUCCAACGCAGGAGCCUACCCAGGAAGGAGUCUCUCCCCUUCCCGCGUGCAACAGCUCUGCCCCUUCCGAUCCCAUCGUAGGCCAGUGCCCUCUUGUCACGCCUUCCAACGACAGGGAUGGCCAAGUGCCCGAAAGCGAAGCACUCCAGGAAAGCCCUGGAGACUUCUCUCAGAGUCAGCCCGAUCUGCAACUCGCAGGCUUUGCUGCCCUUUCUGUCGGUGGAGGCAAAUCCCAAUCGGAUGCUCCCGCUUCCCCAGAUGCGAUGGCCAUGCCGCUCCGUCGUGCGAGACCUUUUUACGCCUCAAAAGAGGCGUUUGCACCCGUGAGGCGGGGCUCUCUUAUAGAGGGGAAGUACUUGCUGCUGGAGCAGCUGCACUGGCCCGUCUUGCCGGCCUCGCCUCGCGAUGCUGUGGAGGCUCUGUCUGUAGAGGGUGAAGGGAACGAGGAUUCGAGGGGCGCUAACGUGCAACUGAAGGUCCAGAGGGAGCUGCCCGCGCUUCCCGACAUUAGCAGCAGCAGCUAUCCCUUCAUAGACGAUCAACAAAAAACAUUCGCAGAGAGCGAGUCCCUUCGUGUGUCGUGGUGGAAUGGGGAUCUCUUCGCCCCGGCAGACCUUCCAAUUAGCCCGCUUUUGCCAUCGCCAGCCGAACACGCAGAAUCAAGAACUGCUCUUGCCAAAGCUAUCGUGUCUGUGUACUCCGAGUUAGUGCUGUCUAGGAAGCCCAUGGAAAAGGCGGAGGGAUUCUGCAUCGACCCCUUCAUAUUUUUGAAGGCCUUCCCCUCCUGGUUUCAAUUGCCCUCGUUGCCUCCACCUACGAGCAGCAGCAGCAGCAGACGUUAUCGUGUCUUUAGCCGUUUAGGAGGUGGAGCCUACGGCGAAGUGUGGCGUGCCAUGUCGGUGGGAAGCGAGGCCCCUUUUGUUGAGACGGUCCUUAAACGCAUGCGUUGCGAGACUUUUGAGGCCCAGGGGGCUUUGGAGGGCCAGCAGCAGCAGGCAGAGCGCUUGCGGCGUGGAUUAGCUCGGGAGGCUUCAGGCUUGUGGCUCCGUGGCGCACCUCACGUUUCGCGUUUUGUUGAGCUUCUUCCCGCUCUUCCGGUGUCCUCCUCACCGCCUGAAGGCUCCGUGCAGAACGAGGUUCUUGCAGCAGAGGCAGCAGAAGACUCGGAGUUCGACGCUGAAGUGGCGGCAGCAGCGGAGGCCGCAUCCAAGUUUUUGCCUGAGCUGACGAGGGAGGAGCUGAUUCUAGCGGCGAAAAGCUUCCAGCUGCCCUGCGGCGGCAGCUGGCUGGUCUUUGCGAAUGAGGGGCUCUCCCUCACGCACUUGUUUUUUAGAGCUGAUCCGGGAGGCAGCGGGCUUCUCGAGCCGAAUGCAUUGUGGUGGCACUUGAAGGCUUCUUCUUCGCUGCUGGUGCCGCUUCGCGUGCGGGGUAUUGCUGCCACCGCUGCCACGGCAGCGGAUGCCUCGUUUUACCCUUUGCUGGCGCAGCUGCGGGACAGUCAGACCGAUUUGCUGCUCUUUAUUCGUUCUCUGCUAAAGCAGCUGCUGACGGCGCUGCAAGUUGCACACGAACGAGGCAUAACUCACAGGGAUGUGAAACUGGAGAAUGUGUUGCUGCAUCCCUUUCUGCCCAUAUCCGUGCGGCUAGCCGACUGGGGUAGUGCUGUCAGCCAUGACCCCUCGUCCUCACUGGCCAGCGCGCUGAGGGUCCUGUGGGGUGGUGAGGCUCCGUCGCUUUUGGAGGAAACAGAAGGCUAUCAGCCCCCGGAGGUGUGGGCUGAGGAGGCAGCGCAAGCCGAGCAGCAACAACAUUUCAAAGAACAACAAGGAUACUCCUGUAGCAACUGCAGCAGCAGCAGUGAGGACGAUGGCAGCAACAACAACGGUAACGGCAGGGGCGUGGGAUCAUUGCAUCGCUUGCCUUCGUACGACAUAUGGGGAGUGGGGUUGGUGUUUCUCAAGCUCGCAAUUGGCAGUCCUACGCCUCUGGAGCCUAUAGACGCCAGACAGUCUGCUAAGUUGGCGCGUGCAUCCCAAGGGAAGCCCCCUGAAGUGCUGCGUCGUGAUUUAUUGGUUCUGGCUCUAGGAGAUUUGUGUUUGGUGCCCUGGGCCUCCGAUCGUCUGCCUGCUGCUGCCGCGCCGACUGCUGUUGCACCAGCGCCACCUGCCCCGUUCAUCUCGACUUUGAAGAACGCGCUUCUCUCUGCUGUAGAAAGCCUCUACUACAGAUGGACAGAUGUGCUCAGGGCAAUCGCGUUUGCUGGGUACAAGGAGGCACAGGUGAAGGAGCAGGGGAAAAUCCAUCCUCGGGGGUCCUCUGCUGUGUUGGCUAUGAAGAAGGACCACUGGAGGUUGGUUGGUGCACAGGACAGUGAGGUAGAUGGUGAAGGCCUCUUUACGCUCCUCUCGCGAGUGCGAAGCUCUGACGGAGGAGGGGAAUUGAUAUUGCGACAGCAGCAGGCCUUGCAGGGGCCGACGCAUUACGGCCAAACUAAACGGCUAUUUGGGGACCCCGACGACUCUGACGAUUUUAGAAAUCAAGGGACCCAAUCACACAGUCAUCAGGACUGUAGUGAUGCAUUGUUUGCCGAGCUGCUAAGAGCUCGGGAUCCAGCGGGUCUUGGGGUGCCAAAUCCCCUCGCGAGAGAUCUUUUAAGAAAGCUUCUCGCCUAUGAUCCUCAGGAACGCCUGUCAGCAGAGGCCGCACUACAGCAUCCCUGGUUUUCCGUAUCCGACACUGCGGCUGGGGCAUUGGAUGAGCAGAUUAUGCAUAUGUGUAAACGUACAAAAUCUGUAAUGCUACCGCAUGGGGCAGUUAGUAACUGCUAUCCAGAAGAUUCGCAACCUGGGUAG
Messenger RNA from Cyclospora cayetanensis, 3393 nucleotides. RefSeq lists its product as uncharacterized. Gene Ontology annotation, cellular component: nucleus. The transcript has 14 exons. Gene Ontology annotation, biological process: mitotic DNA damage checkpoint signaling; protein phosphorylation. The coding region runs from base 1 to 3393 and encodes 1130 amino acids. NCBI's taxonomy places the organism in Eukaryota, Apicomplexa, Conoidasida, Eucoccidiorida, Eimeriidae. The record is from RefSeq and is a predicted model, not a curated record. Gene Ontology annotation, molecular function: ATP binding; protein serine/threonine kinase activity.